This is a messenger RNA of Fulvia fulva, 477 nucleotides long. RefSeq lists its product as uncharacterized. The coding region runs from base 1 to 477 and encodes 158 amino acids. NCBI's taxonomy places the organism in Eukaryota, Fungi, Ascomycota, Dothideomycetes, Mycosphaerellales, Mycosphaerellaceae. The record is from RefSeq and is a predicted model, not a curated record. The transcript has a single exon.
AUGCCAAUCUACAACACGCUCGAGGAAGCCCUCGCAGACCAACCCGCAAUGCGCUACUCCCUGCUCCCACCAUCCUACACACCCAGCAGGUCCGACAGCGCCGUCAGCCUAGACAAGCAGCGCCGCAUCACGAUGCCCUUGAACAUGCCGCGCCCCUCCCUCAAUACGAACUGCUGUGGCGGCUCGGGGAGUAUUCAUGACUUGUCGCCGCUGUUCGAGGAGGAGAAUCCGAUGGAGAGUAUCGGGAUGGAUGACUUGCAGCCUGCUGAUCACCCGGAGGCCGGGAGGAAGGUGCAGCCACAGGAGGGAGAUGGGGAGAAGGCGAAGAACGGAAAGAAGUCGAUUUGGGGACCGGCGCAGGUGUGGUUCACUGGCUAUGCCAAGAAUGAGCCCCAGUGCGAGAUGGGGGCGGAGCGACAGUCUUGGGUGCUGAAGUGCGGUGGGAAGCGAUCGGGUAUGCCAACGAGGAAAGACUGA